AAUCAUGUUUGUGUUGCAUUUCAGAUUAUCUUUUCUUGUCUUCUUUGAUUUCAAAGAAUGACAUGAAAUUUGAGAAAAAUUUAUUCUUGAUUUGUGAUUGCUUCAGUCAUCUGAAUUGACUGUUGACUUGAAGUAGCAUUUCCAAGUUCUCCUUCCAUGGUGAAGAUGCUCCAUAGCCGUGUUGCUUCUCUUCCCAAGUUCAAACUGCUCACCAGUACUUUGGGUUCAAGAUGGAGACCUGGCAUCAGUGCUUUGCAGAAUUCAAACUCCAUGCAACAGUAUUCUACAUCUGGCCAACAAGACAAGUCUCGAGCUUGGCGCCUUCUACUGCUUGGUGGUGGUGUCACACUUGUAGGACUUGGUGGAACAAUUGGAUAUGCCUAUUAUGAUUCCUCUUUCAAGAAGAAGCUUGAGAACACAGUCCCUUAUUCCAGCACAGUCUUCACUUUUUUCAACUUCGACAAAGAGAAAUCAUCUCCACCACUGCCAAAACCCAUGUAUGUUCUGGCAAGGGCUGAAAGAAUGCCUGUGAUCACCAAGGUGAAAAAACCAGCACUGGAGGAAGUCCCACUAGCAAAAGUUCCCAAACCAGAGAUUGAAGUAGUCACUAAGCCACCAGCAUUGUCCUCCAGUCCUGUGAAAGAAACCACUGGAAGCGUUACAUCAUCCAGUACCUCUCCCUUGCCUCAAGAUGUUGGGAAGUCUGGCACCAUGACAUCCUUAAAUGUACCAAAUCCAGGUGCUGGUUUGAUGGGUGGUAGGCAGCCCAAGAGCCAAGAUCCUCCUAAAAAACUUAGUGGCCCAUUGGAUCCCGAAGAAGAAGCAGCUGCUGUUGAGCGAAAGAAAUUCUGUGAAUGUGUUGCUGUGCUUCAGGACAAGGUCUCUAAACAUGUCCUUAGUGCUGCUGCAUUACACAACAAGGCAAUGGAAGCCAUUCGAGAGCACUUUGAGUAUGCUCAAAAGGCAAUGGAUGAAGCCACUGUGGACCAACCAAGUGGACAGUCAGAGACAUGGAAGGUAGCUGAAGAAGCAGCCAAGAAGAGAGCAAGUAGCAUUGAUGAAGCUGAAGCUGCACGGCAAACAGCAAGGGAGAUGACAGAUAAACUAGAGGAAGUCCUGAAUAAGGCUAAGAAGUCAAAGGUGAUGGCUGGAGAUCCUAUCUUGUCUGAAGUGGAAAGGUGUCUCCAUGAAAGCAGGAAUCAGCUGGAUGAAGCUGCGAAGAAAGUUAUGGGUGCUCGGUGUACUCUGGAGGGACUGGAGGAGUACAAGAACAAAGUCCAAAAUGAACUCAGCAGCUUCCAGCGAGAGAUACAUAUCUUGAUCCCAGAAGUGAAGCCAGGGGACCCAUCCAAGGAUCUCACUCCAACUGAACUCCAUAUUGGCCUCUUGCAUGCUCUGAAGAGACUCAGUGCCAAGACAAAGGAAGUGGAGAAACUUAAAGCCCUGGAGCAGCAGCGAAUUAAGGGUGUGCUCGAAAAGCACACGACCGAUGCCCGAAAGGAAGCCGAUGAGCGGGCCACCAAGGAACACACUCGAAAGUUGAAAAGACUCGAAGAAAACUACCAGCAUAAGAUCAGUCAGAUGAAAGAGCAAUUCGAGGCGGAUCUGCAGACGCAGAUGAGACGGCAGGCGGCUGCCCAUGCAGAGCAUCUCCAGGAUGUGCUUGGAGUGCAAGAGAAGCAGCGGGAAAGGAAGUUCGUCCAUGAACUGAGUCAAGAGGUGGAAAAUCAACGAAAUUUAUAUCAGGGGAAGAUUGCGGAACUCAUGGGUCAGGUCGAGGGUAUCAAGAGCUCCAUGAAAGGAUACGACAUUCAGUGGUCCCAGAAAGGAAGUUAUUUAGCUCCAAAGCAGGCCUCGGGACAGGACGCUCCUCUCCCCCGGGAGCACUGA
Molecule: messenger RNA, 1890 nt
Organism: Darwinula stevensoni
Lineage: Eukaryota; Metazoa; Arthropoda; Ostracoda; Podocopida; Darwinulidae
Source: the annotation of a GenBank genome assembly